Messenger RNA from Nicrophorus vespilloides, 475 nucleotides. RefSeq names its product neurobeachin-like. Lineage: Eukaryota; Metazoa; Arthropoda; Insecta; Coleoptera; Silphidae. The transcript is spliced from 3 exons. Bases 245 to 475 code for a protein of 76 amino acids. The record is from RefSeq and is a predicted model, not a curated record.
GAAAAGUCCCUGGCUCAGUUUGGAUGUUUUGAGAUUUCACCGCUGUCAACAACACGGCGUAUUGUCAACAAUUUCCAACAUGGCAGAACGUCGUUCGAGGCCGUAUCAUGUGAUGAUUGUGUCGCGUUCCCGUGUCGUUUGACAGCGUUUUUAAAAUCGUGCACCCGAAGUGAAAACAGUUCGCAGCAUCUGCGGUGGGUUCUCUGUUAAAAAAUUAGAUAUUGUUUCAGUGCCAGUGCACCAAAUGACUAUGGAGAUGGCGGAGCUGGCGAAGCCGCCGCUCAGUGACAUUAAGCAUCCCGAAGAAGUCAUCAAGAUGACUGUGAACGACAGACUCAAGUUCGCGGUCCUCAUCGGCUUCAUCGAGGUGGGACAGGUGUCCAAUAGGGAGGUUGUGAACACCGUGCUGCAAUUGGUGAGUCCAUGCACUUCAAACCGUCCGAACUCCGAAUGGAAAUUGGCAAAAGAAUUUUAG